Carassius carassius (crucian carp) is the source of this 2608-nucleotide messenger RNA. Its product is annotated as forkhead box protein I1-like. The record is from RefSeq and is a predicted model, not a curated record. Gene Ontology annotation, biological process: cell differentiation; regulation of transcription by RNA polymerase II; anatomical structure morphogenesis. Lineage: Eukaryota; Metazoa; Chordata; Actinopteri; Cypriniformes; Cyprinidae. Gene Ontology annotation, molecular function: DNA-binding transcription factor activity, RNA polymerase II-specific; RNA polymerase II cis-regulatory region sequence-specific DNA binding. The coding region runs from base 266 to 1423 and encodes 385 amino acids. The transcript has 2 exons.
UAGACACGUGGAAGGUCUCAAUAAGGUGGGACUGAGGCGGUGCUACAUAUGCAUAAAUAAAACUGGUGCAACAGGUGAUGAUGUUGAUACAGCAGAAGAAAGCGCAAUAGCACUGAGAGAGGACACGCAGGACAACUCCGACUGGAAACAUAUUACAGCACCUGAAAAUAUUCCUGGACAAUAAGGUAAAAAAGAAGUAGGGCUACAGGUCAUCAAAGAGAAAGAGAAAGAGUUUCAGAGAGGAAAACAUCCAGAUCACUCAGCAAUGACAUCCUAUGAAUCUCAAGGUCAUUCUCCGACGAGAUGUGGCCCUCAGUUCCCAAGCUUGGGACAGGAACCUCCAGAAUUGAGUCUGUACAGCGACAGCUACUAUCCACCACCAUCACUGCCGAGUCCACAGAGAGCAAAUCCUUCCUCAUAUGAACUCGCAGACUACGCUGCCUCAUCGCCUAACCCCUACCUGUGGUUCAACAGCCCAGGGAUGAACAGCAGUCCUUAUCUGGGUGGAACACCAGGCCCUGCAGGACCGCCUUUUGUUCCCCAGCACUACGGCAUGCAGAGGGCCUAUUUAGGACCUGGGGGACCAGGUGGUCCUGGUGGUGAUCUGAGCUGGUUCUCUAUGCCUUCUCAAGAGGAACUUAUGAAGCUGGUCAGGCCACCUUAUUCAUACUCCGCUCUUAUUGCCAUGGCCAUACAUGUUGCACCAGAACGCCGCCUCACUCUAAGUCAGAUUUAUCAGUAUGUUGCAGAAAACUUCCCUUUUUAUAACAAGAGCAAAGCAGGAUGGCAAAACUCUAUUCGUCACAACUUAUCACUAAAUGACUGUUUCAAAAAGGUUCCACGAGAUGAAGAUGAUCCAGGGAAGGGUAAUUACUGGACCUUAGAUCCAAAUUGUGAAAAAAUGUUUGACAAUGGCAACUUCAGACGCAAGAGGAAGAGAAAGUCUGACAGUCUCAUAGAGAGGAGCAGUUCUGGAGGGAAUCUGAGGUCAGAGUCAGGAGACAGUAAUGGCAGGGGCAGUCCAAAAAAUCAAGCUGUUGACAUAUCCACUUCGCCUGAAAAGAGUCCUUCACCCGCAUCCACGGGUCCGUCACCAUGCUUGAGCAACUUCCUGACUGAGAUGUCUGGCGUAGCUGGUUCUCUGGAUAUGGAUGGAGAUCCCCUGAGUCGUCCCUUUACACUCAGUCUGCCGGUGGAUGGAGUACAGAGAGCUUCGCAGCCCGCAGGGUUUGGCACUUACUCCCCCGGCUCCACGGUGUCCGAGUGGGCGUCACCUCUGCCCCCACCACCCCCCAUUUCCCCAUCACCCUCCCACUCCACUUUAGGCUACAGCGGGCCUGCUCUCAGUCAGUUUAAUGGGCAUUUCUACCCUGGUUUGAGCUCGACAGGUAUUCUUUACCCUCGGGAGGGCACAGAGGUGUAGGAAGGGAAGUUGGUGACAGCCAAAACAGAAAAAACUGAAUGAUCAAUUCACGCUACAGACACUGGGGGCAAAAAAAAAAGAACUUGUUUUCCUGAAACUAUACACUGCUUUUGGCCUAACUGAAAUCCUUUGAGAUCUGUGGGCACAAGAUACGAAUGAAUUCCCACAGGAAUGGCCUAGUCAGCAUGAGAUAUGACAGGCUGACUCUAGCAAAGGCCCCUGUUACCAGCAGCCCUGACCUGGGGACAGCUGCUGACAUCAAGCCAUUUUAUGCACAUCUGAUUCUUACUUAGCUCAGAUUACUGACACUGAAUUCAAGCACAUAUAAUGAAACAGAAGAGAAUAAUUACUUCUUAUGUGGGCAGAGAAACUCCAGUGAAAAUACAUACAGUGAAGCAGAAUUUAUUCUGAUGCAUGCUGGUAUUGUCAUAUGAUAAUGUCAGUCUUUGUAUUUUAACAUGACAAUGUUGUAUAGUUGUAAAGCUGGGUAUGUGUGAAGGAUGGAGUGUACUUUAAUUAAUUUUACUUUAUUAUGAGGUCUUUAAGGGUGUAUACUGCUUCUUCUUUUUUUUAUAAAACAUAUUUUAAAUAAAAUUGACUUAUGUUAUUCAAUUGAAAUUAAUUAUAUUUGUAUUUGACAAAAUAAUUAAUUCCUUUAAAUUUUACCUAAAGCAAAAUUGAUCUCAGAUUUAGAAUCUCCAUGAAAAAAAAAAGAAAAAAAAGAGAUGACCUUGACAGAACUAGAACUAGUUUCACCAGGUCACUCUAACUGUCAUCACUCCUCCCUUUUUUUCUCAAAACUUUCACUAUUAUGUAGGCUACUGCUGAGCCCAUUGUUUUUGGCAGUGCUUCAAAUAUACUUAAAAUUGGUCAGCAUUUGUAUUCAUAUGAUGAUGACAUAGGGAUAAUAAGUUGUAAGAUAGCACAGUAGCUGCUCGAGAUAAGAGCUUAAUGUUUUUGUUUAGUUAACAGAAAAUUUGAUACAGCCAGACAGUGACAGAUAACAGAUUCCUCCAUGUUCUGCUCUAUGAUUUCUGUUCCAUUGUGUAGACGCUGAUGUGAUGAAAACAUCAUUAUUCUUAAAUAUAGUGGUUUCAAAAAGCAUUUGGACAUUUAUAGACAUAAUAGAUUUGUAGGUUUGAAAUUAUAAAACAAUAAAUAUCAAAUUUUAACUUAAGAAAAAGG